This is a messenger RNA of Filobasidium floriforme, 1671 nucleotides long. RefSeq names its product general substrate transporter. Bases 1 to 1539 code for a protein of 512 amino acids. The transcript is spliced from 19 exons. Lineage: Eukaryota; Fungi; Basidiomycota; Tremellomycetes; Filobasidiales; Filobasidiaceae. Gene Ontology annotation, biological process: transmembrane transport; carbohydrate transport. Gene Ontology annotation, cellular component: membrane. Gene Ontology annotation, molecular function: carbohydrate:proton symporter activity. The record is from RefSeq and is a predicted model, not a curated record.
AUGGUCGAAUUCAUGCCUGCGGAAAGGCACGCAAGGGCCACUCACACCAAGCCCGCAGCGAUCAACUACGUCGCAGCCAUCUUUGCCGCUCUGGGUUCAUUCCUCUUCGGAUACGAUAGUGGUAUCAUCGGAUCCGUUAUCAGUGACAGCUACACCCAUUUUCACCACUACUUUGGGAAUCCGAGUGCAAACACUACAGGGGCAGUAGUCUCUUCCUUUGCUGGAGGCGCUUUCGCUGGAGCUCUCUUGGCCGGAAGCACUGCAGACAAGUUCGGACGAAAGCGUACCAUCCAGCUUGGUGCUUUGAUUUCGGUUAUCGGAUGUGGUCUUCAAACGGGGGCAGUCAACGUCGCCAUGUUGAUCGUGGGUCGCGUCAUUGCUGGGGUGUCGAUCGGAGUAUUGUCGAUGAUCGUGCCGGUAUACCAGGCCGAGAUCUCGCCCCCACACGCGCGAGGUCUCCUUUCCGGCUGGACCCAGCUGAUGAUUGUUAUCGGUUUCCUAGUUGCGAACUGGGUUGGAUAUGGUUGUCAAUUCUUGGGCAACAACGCUCAAUGGCGUAUUCCUCUUGCUAUUCAAAUUAUCCCGGCCGUCGGCCUUCUGUUCGGCAUGUUUGUACUACCUUACUCGCCUCGGUGGCUCGCCAAGCAAGGCCGCCAUGAAGAAGCCCGAGCCACUCUGUUCCGACUCCACGGAGGUCGAAGGAACGCUCGAGAGGAUAUCGUGCAAUCCGAGUUUGACGAGAUGCUUGAUCAGAUCCGAUGGGAGGAGGAGAACCUCAUUACCAGCUACAAGGAUCUCGUCAGCAGCCGACCCAACAUUCACCGUACUUUGUGCGGAUGUUUGGUACAGUCGAUGUGCCAAUGGACUGGUGUCAAUGUGAACAACUACUUUGGGCCCACCAUCUACAAGAACCUCGGGUUCACUGGUAAUGACACCUUGCUUAUCAACGGAAUUUCGGGGGCUUGGCAAGUCGUUGUCGUCUGGAUCUUCAUUCAGUUCUUGGUCGACCGCUUCGGACGACGCAAGCCUCUGAUCAUCGGACCGAUCUUGAUGGCCAUCUUCUUGGCUUGGCAAGCAGCGAUCGCUCAGAAGUUCUCCGACCCGUCCUACAGCAACCAGGGAGUCGGUAUCGCCGGAUUGGCCUCAAUCUUCUUGUUCAGCGGGGCCUUCUCGGCCUCUUUCGGGCCCGUCAGUUGGAUCUACCAGUCUGAAAUCUUCCCGAUGAACCAGCGAGCGUACGGAACUGCCGUCUCUACUGCAUCCAACUGGCUCAACAACGUCAUCAUCGGACAGAUCACUCCAAUUGGUUUCGACAAGUUGGGCUGGAAAUACUUUUUGAUCUACGUCGUCACCAACGUCACCAACGCGAUCGUCUCGUACUUCCUCUUCCCCGAAACCAAGCACAGGUCGCUCGAGGAGAUCGGGAUGCUCUUUGGAGACACCAACGUUCGCGUUUACGAAGGCCCGAGCACGGCCGUGGAGAACGACUACACCAAUAACAAGGCCGAUGGGCCCGGACACUACGAGGAGAAGGCUUAAUUCGAGGAGGCAUCACACAAUGAUAAACAGAUAGCUGAAGCGAACGAUAGUGAGAAGCUGCUUCGCAAAGGCUAUGAUUGUCUUCUGGAUUUGUAACGUGUAUCAUGCGCCUGUCUGAGCCAAGGAUGAGAC